GCACAGCUCGCAGUGAGGACAAGAGCCAAACUUAAGCUUUUGUCCAAGGUCACGCUUACUCAGUGGGAGGUGGUCCUACUUCUGGGACUGUGGAGCCAGUUCAGUGAAGUGCUUGAGACGCUUGUCUGCCUAGCACCCUGAGAAAAGCCAACAAAACCCCCAUCCUCAUAAACAAAACAAAUGUCCCCGGAAUAGGAGUGGCUGGCACGGUGAUUAUUCCCGAAUGGAGAGAAUCUUCGUGGAUAGGAAAUGGUUAAAGUGAAUGAAUAUCUUUGGUAUCUGUCUUAGAAAGGCCAGAAGAAAAACAAAUAGGAAGUCAAAGAAUACGAAGGUCCCAAAGUGAUAAGGCGUACUCACUGGGGAGUGGGGUGCCCAGCCUAAGCCAGACCUUCAAUGGGAGAUGUUGACCGCAAUGCUGAGGCUGGAGCCGGAAGUAGUAACACAGCUGAAGAAUAUUCGUGUGUAUUCCUCUGCCUUGAUCUCGAUUUAUUCUCACAUUAUGAUCCAAACAUACUGAAGUAUUUGAUUUGCUUUUUGAUCUUUUUGAACCUUUUGCAGUCUUUUCUUUCUGCCUGGAACAGCCUUCAUAUUAAAUCAUUCUUUUAGCUCCAGGUGGCCUCCCAUGAGGAGAUUGUCCUGGUAUGCCCAUAUACACAUGCCUUCAGACCCGCUUAGGUCCCAGCUUCACACGUCCCUGCUCAGUGAUGGCCUGGUCCCCUCAGUACUGGAGCAAGCUGUGUUUCAGAGUUCCACCGAGACUGCAGGCAAAUAGAGGCCAAAGUGGGCCAAAGAGACUUUGACUGAGUGCUGACAUGGAUCAGGUGUCAUCAACAGGCAGAACGGUGCACAUCACUGUGACAAACGCUUAUGAUUUGAAAGGCUUUAAAGGAGAUACCCCAGUUACUUUUGUUCGUGCAGAGUUCAAUCAGGCAGUCCUCGGAGACUCUUCAAAAAUCACUGUCUCUCCAGAAGGAACCGCUAAGUACAAUUUUACUAGCAGCAUUGAGCUCAGUCCGGAUGGAGGAAUCACUUUAGAUGACCUCGCCCACAAACCUUUAUUCCUAACCGUGACUGAGGUUUUACCAAAGGAAAAGAAACAGAAGGAUGAGAAGACCUUAACUCUGGGCCAAGCUGUGGUGGACCUUCUUCCUUUACUGGAAGGAGAGGACUCCUUUGAAACGACAGUCCCGUUACACCCUGUGCAGGGGUCACCUUUAGAAACUCCUUCUCCAGGCUCUAAGCAGUGCAGCCUUGGUGUGAAGGUAUUUGUGACAGAGCCGCUGCUGACAGCUGCCCAGGUGUCCGCGAGCAAUCUCCUGAAGGUCACACUGGAGGCUGCCUACUCCGUUCCGGAGUCAUUCAUGCCCGUAGGGCCUCAGCAGAACUACAUGGUUGGGCUGCAAGUUCCAGCAGUUGGAGAGAAAGACUACCCUAUGGUAUUCAAGAAUGGAAAUCUGAAGCUUGGAGGAGAAAGAGAAGUUGUUCCCCGGCCUAAAAAAUGGCCUAUUGCUAACAUUCUCGCUCCAGGAGCUAACAACAUUCCUGAUGCAUUCAUUGUGGGUGGUCCCUAUGAGGAGGAGGAAGGAGAACUCAACCACCCUGAGGACAAGGAAUUUAGGAAUCAAGCAGAAUGCAUCAAGAAGAGGAUCGUCUGGGACUUGGAGAGUCGCUGCUACCUUGACCCUUCUGCUGUUGCAAGUUUCCAGAAGCGAAUCGCUGAUUGCCGGCUCUGGCCUGUGGAGAUCACAAGAGUGCCUUUGGUUACUGUACCUAAAGGGAAACCGGGCAAAAUUGAGAAGACUGAUGAUGAAAAUCAGCUUUCGUUUCAUGGCGUGGCGUACGUCAACAUGGUCCCACUCUUGUAUCCGGGGGUGAAGAGGAUAAGGGGGGCUUUUCAUGUUCAUCCCUACCUGGACAGUACAGUCUUUGAAAAGACCAAAUGUUUGUUCAGCAUAUUCAGGGACACUGGGCACCAUCUGGCUCACAAUAAUAAAGCAGGGGGUCUUAACUCCCCACUGUCGAAACCUGUUUCCAAGAAUCUGAAAGAAGAGAAAGCCGUGAAAGACAAGGAGAUAGAAGGACGGGCUCGGCCUGGGGACUUGCAAGCACCUAGCAUAAAAUCUCAGAGUUCAGAUACUCCUCUGGAAGGCGAGACCCCUCUGAGCCACAAUCUAGAAGGACAGCAAUAUUUGGAAGCGGGGACAUACAUUGUCCUGGAGAUUCAGCUGGACAAAGCCUUGGUUCCAAAGCGGAUGCCAGAAGAACUGGCCAGAAGGGUCAAGGAAAUGAUACCUCCAAGGCCACCUCUCACCCGCCGGACAGGGGGAGCUCAGAAGGCAGUGAGUGACUACCACACACAGAUCAAGAGCAUUUCCAGGGCCAUCCUGGAUGAAUACCACCGAAUGUUUGGAAAGCAAGUGAUCAAAGUGGGAAGUGAUGUAGACAGCGAAACCUUGGAGGAGCAGAAGUGCCAGCUCAAUUAUGAGCUCAACUGCUCUGGAAAGUACUUUGCUUUCAAAGAACAGCUCAAGCAUGCGGUGGUAAAGAUUGUGAGAGAGAAAUACCUGAAGACAACAGCAUUUGAAAGCCAGGAGGAACUGCAGACAUUUAUCAGUGAGCUUUAUGUGUUCUUGGUAGAUCAAAUGCAUGUGGCCUUAAACCAGUCCAUGCCAGACGACAUGCAAGGCACUGCCUCAACGAUUCAUACCAGCAGUGAACAGCUUCGACUCUUCGCAUUUGAGGCAGAAGUCAAUGAGAAUUUUGAAAUGGCAGCAGUAUAUUAUGAAGAGAGGUUGGUCCGUGAGCCCCAGAACCUGGAUCACUGGCUGGAUUAUGGUGCCUUUUGCCUUCUCACUGAAGACAUCACGAAAGCACAGGAGUGUUUCCGGAAAGCCCUUUCCCUGAACGAGAGUCAUAUUCACAGCUUGUUGCUGUGUGGUGUCCUGGCUGUCUUGUUGGAGAACUAUGAGCAAGCAGAAAUCUUCUUUGAGGAUGCUACGUGCUUGGAGCCCAGCAGUGUUAUCGCCUGGACUUUACUCGGGUUGUUCUAUGAAAUUCAGAAUAAUGACAUUCGAAUGGAAAUGGCAUUUCACGAGGCCUUCAAACAGCUUCAGGCACGAACCCUCCAAACAAAGCUGAAGAGCACCGGCACUGACGGCACUGACGAGGGAGUGAAGACGGAGCACAGUUUUGGCCCUUGGGGAGCCAUACACGAUUCUGCCACAGCCAUGAAGUCAGAAGGCCUGACAGGGAUCAAACUCAGGAGCUCCCACACGCUGAAUCCUCAUCUCCCCGCUGAGCUGCAGCCCCAGCCCCAAGGACCAAGCACUGUCUUGUCCAGUCUAGACGAGUUUAUUGAAGAAUCAUCUAAGGCGCAUUCUGAGUCGCAGGAACCAAUAAUGACUUUACAGCCUCUGGAACCUUCUCUUGCCCAGAAAUCAUCCAAUGUGCUAUUAAAAGAGCUAACAGCGAAAAAAGAACUAUCGAAAUGUCAAGAUUCCUCGGCCUUUUUGCAUUCUCCGCCUUAUGCUACCCCCCAACCUCCCGCCACAAUCUUCAUGGAGACCAUUCGCUUUCUGAUGAAGGUCAAUGCUGUGCAGUUUGUGCAGAGAGUGCUGGCACACGAGCUGCUGUGCCCUCAAGGAGGACCCAGUUGUGAAUAUUAUUUGGUUCUGGCUCAGACACAUCUUCUCAAGAAGGACUUUGCUAAGACAGAGGAGUACCUUCAGCAAGCAGCCCAGAUGGACUAUCUGAACCCUAAUGUCUGGGGUGUGAAGGGUCAUCUCUAUUUUCUGAGCGGAGACCACGCAGAGGCCAAGGCAUGCUACGAGCGAACUAUUAGUUUUGUAGUUGAUGCUUCUGAGAUGCACUUCAUCUUCCUACGCCUGGGACACAUCUACCUGGAGGAGAAGGAGUAUGAAAAGGCAAAGAGAACCUACAUGCAAGCCUGCAAGAGAUCCCCUUCAUGCCUGACCUGGCUAGGACUAGGAAUUGCCUGUUACAGGCUGGAGGAGCUCACGGAGGCUGAGGACGCUCUCUCCGAAGCCAAUGCACUGAAUAACUACAACGCUGAAGUAUGGGCUUAUCUGGCUCUGGUCUGUCUGAAGGUUGGACGACAGCUGGAAGCUGAGCAGGCCUACAAGUACACAAUAAAGCUGAAACUGAAAGAUGAGGCUCUGCUUACAGAAAUCCAUGCCGUUCAGGAAAUGGUUGGCUUUGGAGAUCCAUCUUUCUGACAUUCCUAAAAAUGGAUAUUCAAUAUGGAACCACAAGCAUCUCACUUUCCUUUCCAAAUUGUCACUACAUGUAACCUGACCUCUUCCCCCUUAGCUGUUAACUAUAAAUCAGAUCACAAUUAAAAAGGAAAAAUCAAAUUUAUCAGUGUUGUUUUUUGAGUCAUAUAUUUCAUAUGUUUAUACAAUUAUGUAACUAACUAAUAAAUAUAUUUUGUGUGUGACUAUUACAAUUUCUGAUGAAGCUUAUCAUCAAUUGCCAAGGUUCUUGACCAGCUUCAGUUACUGCUACUUGGACAUGAAGGCAUCAUCUUCAAAGGUGAGCUUAGAACACUGUCAUCUACAUCACUGGGUAAGAGAGCAGAGGAUAUUCUUGAGGCUAAGCCUUUUGGGAGAGCUGAAAGAAAGGUCUUUAAGACAGACAUACUAAUUUCUUUAAAUCAACCAGUUUCUUCAUGGAUGUAAAUCAGGAGUGGCUUUUACACACCAUUGUGAUCAGAGUUGCAAAAUUCACUAGUGAAGCCGUAAUUCUAGGUCUUGAGAGGACAAAGAAAUCAUAUCCUUAAUUUCUUAGAACAUGUUGCAGUAAAGGGGGGAAAUGAACGCCCUCUCCCCCUUUAUUUAUUUAGUUGUUUAGUAUUUAUUUCGAGGCAGGGGUUCUCUGUGUAACGGUCCUGGCUGUCCUGGAACUAGAUCUGUAGACCAGAGCUGGUCUUGAACUCAUGAGAUCCGCCUGCCUCUGCCUUCCGAAUGGCGUGCGCCACCACCGCCCGACUCCCCACCCACCCAUCUUAUUUUUUAAUGGAGCGAUUUCUUCUGUGAGGGUGGGAGAAUAGGAGGGAAAGUGAGAGUCAUAUUAAUAAACAGAGUAAAUUAUUUUUAAUCCUGCUCCUCGCUCAGUCCUUUAUGAAGACGUCCUGAGGAAAGGGAAGCCAACUUCGUCCCCUGCUGUGUCCGGACCGUCCGGGCUCUCCGGUGGGACCCCACCUGCCCACCAGGCCGCCACCAGCGCCUGCCGCCGUUACCAGGGUGGGAAUCGCUGCAGCACCCCUGCAGACCGGACUGCCGCAGGGAAUCACGCCAAUGACAGCCCCACGAGCCGCUCCACGCCUACAAACACAGCUCUUCCGCGUCAUUUACGGAAGUCGGGGUCUGGGUCGCCUUGUUGUCUUCCGGUAGACGCAGAAAGAGAAAGCGGAAUAGGUGGGGCGAGCGGCCAAUCGCUUCCUCAGUGGGCUUUCCGGAGACUGAAGCAACCUUUCUCUGCAAAGCGUACCAUGGGGGCCACCUGACCAUCCGCCUCGCCUUGGGUGGCUGUACCAACCGGCCCUUUUACCGCAUUGUGGCUGCUCACAACAAGUGUCCCAGGGAUGGCCGCUUCGUGGAGCAGUUGGGCUCCUUCGAUCCGCUGCCCAACAGUAACGGAGAAAAGCUGGUUGCCCUCAACCUGAACCGGAUCCGGUCUUUCUGGCUUUUACCCCCUGCAUCCGAUGAUGAUCACAAAUGCUGAGAGACUUCGGAGGAAGAGAGCUCAAGAAGCGCUCUUAGCGUCGCAGAAAACAGAAUCGGAGCCUGGAGAAACGGAAGCAAGCUGAUGUCAGUGCACACAGUUGUGGCUGCAAGGCCAAGGGGCCUUCACAACUCUUGCGCAGAGCUUUCUGUUGGGUUUGAGGAUCAAUAAAUGGAUGUUUUCAAGU
This is a messenger RNA of Alexandromys fortis (reed vole), 5929 nucleotides long. It is a transcript of the gene Cfap70, whose product is annotated as cilia and flagella associated protein 70. The record is from RefSeq and is a predicted model, not a curated record. Gene Ontology annotation, cellular component: motile cilium; extracellular exosome. The transcript is spliced from 32 exons. The coding region runs from base 813 to 4235 and encodes 1140 amino acids. NCBI's taxonomy places the organism in Eukaryota, Metazoa, Chordata, Mammalia, Rodentia, Cricetidae. Gene Ontology annotation, molecular function: protein binding. Gene Ontology annotation, biological process: cilium assembly; cilium movement.